Molecule: messenger RNA, 3071 nt
Organism: Chiloscyllium plagiosum (whitespotted bambooshark)
Lineage: Eukaryota; Metazoa; Chordata; Chondrichthyes; Orectolobiformes; Hemiscylliidae
Gene: myadml2
Product: myeloid associated differentiation marker like 2
Cellular component (GO): membrane
Source: RefSeq, a predicted model, not a curated record
AUGGAGGCACAAGGCCCGUACCUGAACAGCUCGGCCCUGCUGUCUCCCCUGGGUGUACUCCGCUCGCUGCAGAUCCUGUUCGGCUGUGUCACCCUGAGCCUAGUUGCCCACGAUGGGGGUUACGGAGAGGCGUACGGCUACUUCUGUAUGUUCGCCUGGGCCUGGUGCCUGGCGCUGAGCGGCCUGGUCGUCUCCCUGGAGCUUUCCCGGCUGCAGGGCUGCCUGGGGCUGUCCUGGGAGAACUUCACCAUCUCGUUCGCGAUGCUGGCCGUGCUGAUGGAGCUCACCGCCUCCAGCGUCUACCCGGUCUACUUCGUGCAGCUGGAGUGCGGGCCAGAGGCGGCGGGGAGCUGCGAGUCCCGCAGCUUCAGGAUCUCGGCCAGCGCCUUCUCGGCUCUCACCUGCAUCGCGUACGGGGCCGAGGUGCACCUGAGCCGGGCCAGGCCGGGGCACAUCGGCGCCUACAUGGCCACCACCCCGGGGCUCCUCAAAGUGGUCCAGGCGUACGUGGCUUGCAUCAUCUUCGGGGCACUAGCCAACGGCAGCGAGUACAGCCGCUACCCGGCCACCCAGUGGUGUGUGGCCGUCUACUCCAUCUGCUUCACCCUCACCUCCCUGGUCAUCGGUCUCAAUGUAUCCGGACAGACCGGGGCUCUCAGGUGCCCCUUCGACAGGCUAGUGGUCCUCUACACCUUCCUGGCCACCCUGCUGUACCUCAGCGCCGCCGUGGUCUGGCCCAUCUUCUGCUUUGACAGUAAGUACGGCUCGGUGGAGAGACCGGCCUCUUGCUCUCUGGGAGACUGCCCCUGGGACAGCCAGCUCAUCAUCACCAUCUUCACCUUCAUCAACCUCAUCCUGUACCUGGUCGACCUGAUUUACUCGCAGAGACUCCGCUACAUCCCGGAGCCUUGAAGGAACACCCCUCUCUCUGCAAAACAACAACAAAAAUAUUUGACUAACAAAAAAAAGCUUUAACUGAGAGCUGUUCUGUAAAGUCUUUGCGGAUCAAAAAAAAAUGGGAUUUGACAUUACACCUCAAUUGAGAAAUUGCACCUCGCGUGGUGAUGUCUGAAACAUUAAACGCUUUAUCGGUGAUGACUUGGAAAUCUUCUCAGGAUGUUUACUGGACAGUAGAUACCGUGUUUAUUAUAGAGAGUGCCAAACUUGUGACAGCAUUGUGAAAAAGGGUCACUGGUCCUGAAACGUUGACUCUGAUUGCUCUCUCCACAGAAGCUGCCAGACCUGCUGAGCUUUUCCAGCACUUGUAUUUAUAACAGCUUUUGUUUUUGGUUGUGGAGCGGCGGGAUAACAAGGCAAAUGCUCCUCCGGUCUUUAAAAAAAUUAUUGCACACAGGUAUAAUCACAGAAGUAAGGCUAAACAAGUGAGCGUUAGCCCGUGCGGCCUGUAGGAAUUACCGGCCAGCUAAUUAUUUCUUGCCAUUCUUUCCGUAUAACUCACAUCGCCAUGUCCUUGUGUCUGAAUCUCCUUUGUGUUUAUUCAGCUUCUAUUUAAAUCCUCUGUCAUUCACGUCAACCACAUGGUGUGGCUGCACAUUCCCAUCAAUGUCGGUGUAAAGAUCUUUCUCCCAAAUCCCCUUCAUUGGUUCAUUGCUGACUGACUGUCUCAAGUUUAACUCCCUCCAACACCAACUGUCUUAACCAAAUCCCAACCACUCACUGGACCAUUAGAACUACCCCACCAGAUUCUUUCAUAAUCUUGAAGACAUCUACCAGAACAACCUCCAUUUUCCUUCUACAAAAAAAAAGCCUUACUUAUUCAAUGUUUCCUAAUGGGUAUAAACUCUCAGUUCUACUAUCAUUCUUGCAGAUUUUCUUUCAAAGCUUCUGUGUCUUUUUAUAUAAUCAUGGAGACUGGAGUUGUUUGCAGUACUCCACCUGUGCUCUGAUCCAUGUUUGAUACAAGCUCAACCUUACUUCCCUGCUUUUCAGUGUUAUCUCUUGGAAAUUAACCCUAGGCAUCUGCUUACAUUUUUUUGCUCUUAUUAAACUGUAUCGAUACCUUUAAUUAUGGUAGCACAUUUGUGGUGUACCUAAAUAACAACGUUAAUAUUAAUUCAGGUUGUGACACCUUUUAGAUAGAGGGAGGUCAUUUGAACUGUCAGUCCUGUGCUGACCCUAUACAAGGCUGCUCUAAGUCUAUCUCACACGUUGUGGCCUCCACUUGUUUGCAGUUCUUUAAAGUGAAGCAGUAAUGAUGUUCUUAUUCUGACAUGUUAUAGGUAUAUCACUUAUCUUUGACUGACUUGCUUUUUGUAUUCAGAAUGUUGCAGAAUAUUCACUGGAGUAACAGUGAUCAGUACAUGUAUACACCUGUAUGCCAGGUAAAACACAGCGUUCUUGCAAGCAAGAGCUUACUUGUCACCUAACAGAAUUCUACACUUUAAACAAAAAGCCACAUCACUAGCAGCUGCUAAUUGUGUACAGAAGUAGCUUGUUUUACCUCAUAAAAGUAAACCUCUGGCUGUUCUGCUUCACAAUGCUGUUUUGUAUGUAUAUCUCAAGAUUUAAAUCCAAUGUUUAAAUGAUGUAGAUAUUCUUUGGGAAAAGUGGAGAAUGCAGGUCACUUGUUUUUGAUCAGCUUGAAUUUCAGCAAGGGGAUGUGAUAAAGGGACAUUCUUUGUUUUAUUUCAGUGGAAUCAGCACAUUUAACCAGUGCACUGGGGAGAAUGAGAUAGAAAUGCAUGUCCAAUCAGGCCUGAAUAAAGCAUCUGCUGUAGUAUCCUCUUCUGUAUGACUGGAAACCAAAUGUUAAAAGCUACUGUGUCAUUUUUUAGGCAGAAUAAGGCUUCUGCAUUUAAAUGUAUAAACACUGAUAGAUUUAGUGCCUUGUAAUCUGAACUGGAAUCAAAGUAUCUUUAUGAAAUAACAAGUAGUAUAGCUGAUAUCAUAAUAUUGUUGCAGAAUCUCACUCAAUAACAAUUAAGAGUACAGAUUGUGUAAUGUCAUUUGGAAGCAUAAACAUUGCAAUUGAAAUUAAUAAAUUUAUUCUCCAAUAUAAAUGUAAUAUGUUUAGAUACUGUACCUUGUAACAAAAAUAAACGCUACAUAUU